GGAAACAAUGUUCUCCGUAAUACUGAUCAGCAUUGCGUGGGUUGUUGAGGCAUCACCAAUAUCAAAUCGAUCACCAGUGCCAUCACGUUACGUCGAGACACCCUCCCGAGGGUAUCUACCGUCACGAAAUACCAAGAGUACACAGCGUCUCGGUUAUCAUUAUGGGUACGAGAGUUUGCAGACAGGGACGCCAGUGGAUGUUGUGCCUGUUGAGCAUGAGUAUAUAAAAAAUCCCUUCAUCCCCGUACCAAAUAGUCCAACCGAGGUGGAACCAUCGAGGCCAGUGUAUAAAAUUAUCAAGGAUGAGUACAGCCCGUCCAGCCCCACAUUGUCACCCGUCAAAAUUCAUUCAGCCGGACAGACCCUAGUAACUCCGGUAAACAUAAAAAAUCAAAAAUACCAUCCCGAUAUACCCCCGAAUGCAGUUGCAACGGCAAUCACGACACUCGAUUGGCUGCUUGAGAACAAAGGAUACAACAGCCCAAUUCAUCCACCCCCGAGUCCAGUCAUUGCCCUCGUGUUGUCGCAGUAUGGAAGAUAUUUACCUAUCACACGCGGCCCACGUGUCUAUUCAUACAUGGCAGUAAAUAAUAUUCACAAUAAUCAGCCCUUCGGUCAAUACAAGUGGGAGACUGAUGAGAAUGGGUAG
This is a messenger RNA of Diachasma alloeum, 649 nucleotides long. RefSeq lists its product as uncharacterized. The record is from RefSeq and is a predicted model, not a curated record. The transcript is spliced from 3 exons. Bases 8 to 649 code for a protein of 213 amino acids. NCBI's taxonomy places the organism in Eukaryota, Metazoa, Arthropoda, Insecta, Hymenoptera, Braconidae.